UUGAUAGUUCAGAAACAAGUUUUUUUUUUUCAGAUUGAAUGGAGGGAUCCUUGGCUAAUAGCUCUCUUAUCUUUUCACAUCCUUGUAACUUUCACAUGUUUCUCCACUAGAAACUACGGAAAUUUUCAAAUUAUACUCUUCAUCACAUUAUUACUUUUGGUAUAUUUCUCUGAGAGUAUAAACGAAGUCGCAGCAAGGAACUGGAGUCUUUUCUCAAGGCAGCAGUACUUCGACAGCAAGGGUCUCUUCAUAUCAGUGGUGUUCUGUAUACCGAUACUGUUGAAUUGUAUGAUUAUGGUGGGUUCAUGGCUGUAUCAAUCAACACAACUUAUGACAAAUCUCAAGAAAGCACAGCUUCGGCAGCGACUCAAAGAACAGAAUAUGCAGAGAGAACAACAGAAACAUCUAAAAAGGGAGUGA
Danaus chrysippus (African queen) is the source of this 420-nucleotide messenger RNA. The record is from the annotation of a GenBank genome assembly. NCBI's taxonomy places the organism in Eukaryota, Metazoa, Arthropoda, Insecta, Lepidoptera, Nymphalidae.